This is a messenger RNA of Leptosia nina, 402 nucleotides long. The record is from the annotation of a GenBank genome assembly. NCBI's taxonomy places the organism in Eukaryota, Metazoa, Arthropoda, Insecta, Lepidoptera, Pieridae.
AUGGAAGCGCAAUUUGAUGGUACGAUCUCGAUGCAGAGAAUGGGCAGUUUUGAUGAGAUCUACACAGAUUUCGAUAGUUGGGUGACAAAGUUCGACAAAUACGUCAGGAGAAGGUCAAGUUACUUCAAGGCGGAAGUAAAUAAAGACGAAUUCAAAGCAUUAAGACUGCAAGUACAAGAGCACGUCAAUAUUUUUAUAAUCGGCCUUUUACAAAAAGUACAAGCCGAAAGACGCGCGGAACACGAAAACCAAAAUGAAGGCUGCAAACUUGGCGCGCUGGCGCAUUCAGACUUCGUUUAUUACAGAUUAUUAAGCCAUUAUAAUUUAGACAAUAUACGAUCAAAACUUUAUUUUUUAACUUUAUUUCACACCUGCGUUGUUCUAAUCCCCGAAUUAAACUAA